This is a messenger RNA of Cinara cedri, 1029 nucleotides long. NCBI's taxonomy places the organism in Eukaryota, Metazoa, Arthropoda, Insecta, Hemiptera, Aphididae. The record is from the annotation of a GenBank genome assembly.
AUGCACUGUUCCGUUUUCACGAAUUCAGUGAAGAGAGUGUACAAUUCGAUCAAAGAUUACCACCAAACACAAAAACUGAUGGGUUACGCCGAAGUUCAACUCGACCCGCUGAAAAAAAACGGCAGACAAGUGAUUAGACUGUUUUUCAGUUAGAUAAUAAUUAUUAAUAAUUUGGUAAUCUAUACCUACAUAAUACAGGGGGAAUCGUUUAACGUAAAACACUCAUUUAACUCACAUUUAAUGUUUUCCACAAAAAAAAAAUUGUUUCAAAAAUUUAAAAAACAAGCUGGUAAAAUAGUCAAGUGUGACAAAAAUUAACUAAGAGUUCUGAAGCAGAUCGGACUGCAUGAAUCGAGACCAAAAAAAAAAAAUAUGUUUUUUUUUUCUGGUAUCAAUAAUAACCCAGAAUAUUAUGGGCAUUGGAAGAAUGCGGUCUUUGUCCAACCAAGAAGACUAAAAAAGCGAUUACAUUACCGUUCUGAAUAAUAUUGGCCUAGAACCUACAUACGAACGCAAAAAUGUAUGCGAUUCAAACUAAUUGCUGGUUUUAUAUAGAUUUAACAUAAAAGUAACCGAAAAAAUUAUGGUUAAAAACAUAUUAUGUUUUUCCAAUUAUUAUUUUUCGGAGGAAUUGCGAAAUUAAAAUGCGAACACCAACGAUUUUAUUUUUUUUGUAAUAUAUUCAUAUAAUUGAAUCUCACGAAAUUAUAAAAUAACACUUAGGGACCUUGUAAUAUACAGAUUAUUCACGAUAUUUUUUUAAUCAAAACUGUUACAAUACACAUUUUACAUAGGUACAAUAAAGCAAUAUUAUCAAAUAUUACGUUUGUUCUGAAAAUUAGUGAAAUAUGUAUAUUUUUUUUUUAAAAUGGUUAUUAUUUUAUGUGUGUUUAAGAAUUAUCGAAAAACGUCCAUUUUGGUCAUCGAAAUGUACAAGUAAACAGAGACGGCCCGACAAAAGGACAAAGAACGGAUGCGGUCGAUAAAGCCACUAUUGAGGAACGAGAAGAACUUCGACGUAACACGUAA